UGGAACAUUGGAUUUCAUGUCGCUGUCAAUGGCUGCCGGGAUUUGUUUAUUCUUGGUGCGAAUUUUGUCUCUCGGAUUAUGCCAGAUCCCACACCCUCACGAGCUUAUCUAAGCCUGUCGCAAUCUUGCUUCGGUUCAUUUUGUCCCUUUGCUCAUCGUCCUGUCGGUAUCCGUCCCCCCUGGAUGCUUCUGGGCCGUGUAGAUUUUAGCUUAAUGUGUUCUUGGGUUGCCGUCUAAAUUUGGGAGUAGGAUAACGUUGCUUGGAUUGGUGGCUAGUGUAGUGGUGGUAGCCAGCCAAGAAACCAUUUCUUUCCGGUGUAUUAUUAGCAACCGGAGAGAGGGUGUUGUGAAUUGGGAAUUUCGGGAUUAUUGCUUUGAGAAGAGGGCAGUGAUGGCUGAGGAAGAAGCAAAAAAGCCGGCGGUGGUAGUGGCCAUGAAGGGUCAUCCGGGGUCUGGCAAGUCCACGGUGGCGCGCGCCAUCGCCACCGCGCUCUGCUGCCCACUCCUGGACAAGGACGAUGUCCGGGACUGCACGCUGCCACUUGAGCGCGUCGACGGCCUUGCUGUCGGCAUGCUCAAUGAGCUCUCCUAUGCCGUGUUGUGGCGGAUGGCAGAGAGGCAGGUCCAGCUCGGCUUGUCCGUUGUUGUGGAUUCCCCGCUGUCACGCCGCGCUCACCUUGACGCGCUCACCCGCCUCCCGGGUGCCCUUGUUAUCGUUGUGGAAUGCCAGCCAGGCAAUGAAGAGGAAUGGCGCCGAAGGCUGGAGAAGCGAGGGGCUGCAGUGCCAGAAGAUGGUGGUGAUGGGUGGCAUAAGCCGAAGACGUGGACCGAGCUGGAAAGGCUUCGGGAUGGGUACCAAGGUUGCACAGAUUAUGAAUUUGGGGAUGUGCCAAGGAUUGUUGUGGAUACAACUGAUCCGACAGCCAAUUCAGAGGCAAUUUCUGUCAGGGUUGUAGAGUUUAUUGGAUCUAUUCUUGCUUGUGACCAUUAAGUCUGCUAUUAUUUCUUAUCGAGCAUCAAAAAUGGGGAGUAACUCUAGGUCAGAAUUUCAUUACAAAAUGAUGAUAUGUUGUCCUCUUCAUGUAUAGUUUUCAUGGUUUUUGUGUUCUCUUUCUUGUUUAUCCUGUCCCGACUUAUUCAGGUCAAUAGGUAUUCCUACUCUGUUUAUGAAUGUUAUGUGAAUAGUGUACAUAUAUGCAACUCUUUCUGGCCAAGUUUAAAUCUCUUUCUGAUCUUAAUUUCUCAGAAUGGACAAUGAAGUUGUUGCAUUUUCACAUUUUAAAAGAAAGGGAAAUGGGAAAUAAGUGAAACUACAACACUAGAUCAGUGUGGAUUCUAGUAUGCAAUGUAUUUUUAUGCAGUCAUAACUGCUUUACGUUACCAUUUUGUAAAUUUUCACAUACUUUCCUACUCUGUAAAUCAUUCAUUAAGUCUUUAGGAAAAUCAUUAAUUUGUUAUUGACCAUUAGGGUAUCCUCUUGUUCAUAUCAUCCCUUCCCUGUGUUAUUAGUUUCUUUCAGGAGUCACCAUUAAAUUUUGUAGCAAUGUUGAUUUCCAUGUAUGUCUAAUGGGAUAUUUUUUUCUAGAAUGUUUUUCAACAUUACCAAACAGCUGGUGCAAAGAUUAAUACAACAGGAUGUAAUCAUAGCUCAUAACUAAUGGAUAAGUGCUAUAUUCUUUGCAAAUUUUUCAUGCUUCCAUUACCUUAGUUGAUGGGAUUUUGGAAAUUUCAGAAUGAGAGAGAUAUCAUUUAGUUAACCUGUUAUGUUUAUUUAUUGAACUCUCCAGCAUGAGAAACUUCACGCGAAAGCUGGAUUUUAGCAAUGCUUGUGGAGUUAACAAGAUAUACCACAUGCUCUAGUCUUUUUUUAUUAUUAUUUUCUGUUUGACAUCUUGUUAUUUUAUUGCACUGUUGUAAGACAAUUUUUUCCUAUUACCUUGUGCGCAUUCCGUUAAGACUAAUAUAACCACCUCAUUUUCUGUUGUUUCAGUUUCCUGGUGCUAGAUGGCAUCUUCUGUUCUUCAGCCUGGGGUGCCUGUUACCUUGCAAGAACUAGAGCCUUCCUCAGAGUCCUUCAGACAAGGAGCAUCGCUUAGAGUAACUGGAGUGUAAGUUCUGCAGUCGUAUGAUUUGAACUCUGCAAUUGCUGUUAUUCAAGACGGCGGUGCAAGCCUCAAGGUAGACACUCAGAACUUGAGAGAGAUCAGCUUCCGCACAAAUUCAACCUACCAGUUCAUCGGUGAACUCCUGAUCAAACCAGAUAACGAUGCCGUUUUGCAAGCACGCGUAGGUAGGAAUGUCGACGGUAUUGACCUGAACCUCUACCAGCAAUCUUUGCUCAUCCGACGACAAUAUGAAGCUCAACUACGGUCCAGGAGAGCAUGAUCCAAAGCCCUGUGAAUCAGGAAAAUGUUCAAUGAUCUGUCUGCUUGACUGCAAUGGUUCCCAGUUGCAAAGGGGAGCAGAGUAUCAUAACUAAAUCUCUGAAGGCAGAUCAUGUCAGUAGGACUAGGACCACCAUAAACAUUGGUGGUGAGAAUUGAGAUGUAGAGCAAAUUGUCUGGUUGUUUUCAUGCCUGGAGAUUUUUCUGUUGCAUGACUUUGUUAGGAAACAUGUACUUUUCAAAUUUCAUCAAAGUGAUGCAGAGAACAGGAUUAACUAGAUUGGUGAAAAAGGUGUCGCUCGUAUGCAGAAUCAUUAGUUUGGACAGUGAAGUGUGAAGCAGAAACAAA
This is a messenger RNA of Oryza sativa Japonica Group (Japanese rice), 2733 nucleotides long. Lineage: Eukaryota; Viridiplantae; Streptophyta; Magnoliopsida; Poales; Poaceae. The record is from RefSeq and is a predicted model, not a curated record.